This is a messenger RNA of Pelodiscus sinensis (Chinese soft-shelled turtle), 914 nucleotides long. NCBI's taxonomy places the organism in Eukaryota, Metazoa, Chordata, Testudines, Trionychidae. The record is from RefSeq and is a predicted model, not a curated record.
UACAAGGGGCAAAGCCAUUUGUGAGAGCUACUGUAUUAUCAGACAGCAGUGCCUCUAGCCAUUGUAGUGGGAGCAAAGAGUUUACUGAAAGAAAUGGGUGAGACUGAAGAAUUUAGUGUGAGGAAACAUUAGUUUUGCUUAGUCCCCCUUCUCUACGGACUUUUUCCUGAUAUUCUUUGUAUUCCAGCAAAGCCUGUCUAAGACUUUCUGAGCUCACAGCUACAUUGCUCCUCACCCCUGUUUGUUGCUAGAAAAUUAUUGUUGUUCAUCCGCAUGGCUUCCCUUCAGAAUAUUCCAUCAUGCUACUUUUAAGAUGCUGGAAGACUCUCAACAAAAUGUGUGGAAUGUAUGGCAAGUUAGUGAUUCAGAAGGCAAAAACAGACUUGGCAUUCACUUCUUGGGAGACAAAAAAAUCUCUGGAUUUCUUUCAUGCCACUCCAUCUAAAACACUCAUGUUCAGGACAUUCAGUGAUGUGGGCAAGGCCUUUGAUGGAUCUUGGCAUAAGUUAGCAUUAAGUGUGAAAGGCAAUGAUGCAAAAUUAUUGAUUGAUUGUCAGGAGGUCAGUGCAGUUCCAGGAAAUGAACAGAGAGAUGUUUCCCGAAAUGAAUACACUUGGCUGGUAAAAAGAUCAGUUUAUGAAUCUCCUGUUUUGGUAGAUUUACAACAAUUUGAAAUGCACUGUAAUGCAGAUAAAGCUCAUUCAGAAGGAUGCUGUGAGCUUUUGGAUAUUGGGCAAAAAGGAGAGAAUGGAGAACAAGGAAAGUCUAAUAGUGUUGGAAAACUGGGAAUACGUGGAGAUCCUGGAUUACCUGGGAGAGAGGGGGAUCCAGGGAUAGAGGCUUGUCAAGGAUCUCAAGGGCCAGAGGGUGGUCAAGGCACUUUGGGUUUAAAGGUAGAGAGAAGCAAGUCCUGA